AUGGCGUUGAGCCACUCGGUGAAGGAGCGAACCAUCUCUGAGAACAGCCUGAUCAUCCUGUUGCAGGGCCUCCAGGGCCAGGUAACCACUGUGGACCUGCGGGAUGAGAGUGUUGCCCGAGGACGCAUAGACAACGUCGAUGCAUUCAUGAAUAUCCGCUUGGCCAAUGUCACCUACACGGACCGUUGGGGACAUCAGGUUGAGCUGGAUGACCUCUUUGUGACAGGCCGUAACGUCCGCUAUGUCCACAUCCCAGAUGACGUGAACAUCACCGCUACCAUCGAGCAACAGCUGCAGAUCAUCCAUCGGGUGCGCAACUUCGGUGGCCAGGGCCGCCAGGAGUUCUCCUCCAAAACCCACAAAUGA
This is a messenger RNA of Orycteropus afer afer, 366 nucleotides long. It is a transcript of the gene LSM10, whose product is annotated as LSM10, U7 small nuclear RNA associated. Gene Ontology annotation, cellular component: cytoplasmic U snRNP body; nuclear body. Gene Ontology annotation, biological process: mRNA 3'-end processing by stem-loop binding and cleavage. The record is from RefSeq and is a predicted model, not a curated record. Gene Ontology annotation, molecular function: histone pre-mRNA DCP binding; U7 snRNA binding. Bases 1 to 366 code for a protein of 121 amino acids. The transcript has a single exon. NCBI's taxonomy places the organism in Eukaryota, Metazoa, Chordata, Mammalia, Tubulidentata, Orycteropodidae.